Messenger RNA from Schistocerca nitens (vagrant locust), 4561 nucleotides. RefSeq names its product ankyrin-3-like. The transcript is spliced from 2 exons. NCBI's taxonomy places the organism in Eukaryota, Metazoa, Arthropoda, Insecta, Orthoptera, Acrididae. Gene Ontology annotation, molecular function: protein binding. Gene Ontology annotation, cellular component: cytoplasm; nucleus. The record is from RefSeq and is a predicted model, not a curated record. Bases 171 to 2852 code for a protein of 893 amino acids.
CGAGGGCGGGACUCGAGGGCACGCAACCGCAAAGGCAUGCGUCGCCCUUUGUAACCCCGAUCAGGGCUGCGCGAGAGGCGGCAACAGAAGACGCGCAAGCACCGCCCCAGCCCCUCCGGCUGCCUGCGAACAAGAACAGCCUCCCACGCCACAGGCAGGUAGCAGGAGCAAUGCACCCCGGGGGCUAUCGCCGCAGCCCGGUUCUUCAAGUCGGCUGUCACCGCCCCGUCCUCCUCCGGAACCAGCUCGCCGCCUUCCGCGCAAGGAACCUUUGUGCUAAUAUGACUCUCACACUGCUGCACAGCUUCGACAAAGAUGAAAUUCUUGGCUGGUCACCUGUCCGUUUCGCAGAGGAAACGGAGCAUUGGGAGUCUGUGGAAAUGAUUCUUAUUGAAGGAGCCUCUAUGAGUGACUUAGCUGUGACAAAGAGGAAGCUACAGGACUCGGAACGUGCGGCACUGAUCUUUGGCGAGCUCUGCAGGCGUAGGCUGGUGAGACUGCUCACCUUCGCCCUUCAACAGAGCCCUGGUCUGGUGCAAGCUGAGCUGCCGCUCAACCGUUCCCCACUACACGAAGCGGCCCACUCUGGCUGCCCAGCAACUGUCCGCUGUCUCAUCGCAGCAGGCGCUGUGGUCAGUGCUGCCGAUGACCACGGUAUGACUCCACUACACGAAGCAGCAGCCCACUCCAACGACUUCACCGUGCGCAUACUUCUAGAUGCUGGCGCUGUUCCUGACACCACAGACAAUGGAGGGAGAACGGCCCUGCACUAUGCAUCCAGAAGUGGUUCCGCUGCCUGCAUCCAGCUUCUGCUGGCAAAGGGUGCGACUGUGGACCAUGUAAGUGCUGAUGGCUGUACUGCUCUCCACGAGGCCGCCACCAGCCCCAGUGCCCACGCUGUCCGCUUGCUGCUGGACGCUGGUGCUGACAAACAUGCAAAGUCUGCUUCUGGCUGGACAGCUCUACACUGGGCCACCAGCAGGGGUCGACUGUACGCUGUUAUGAUCUUACUGGAAGCUGGCAUUAGUGUGGACGUGAAGACAGUGGAUGAGGAAACGCCUCUUCACCUUGCAGCAACUCUCACAUCGUGCGAUGUUUGGGAGGCUCUCGUCAGGGCUGGAGCAGAUGAAGGAGCUGUGGACAAGAAUGGUCGGACGCCAAAGGAACGAGUUGCAGAUAAGUCAGUGCCUAAUGUUGUAGGGUGUGACAUUGGUGGAACAGGCACCAGCGAUAUAUCACCAAACCAGUCUCAUAUUCCUCUGGGAGCGGCAAAUGAUGCUCCAUUGAUAUCCAGUGAUAAUGUCUGUGAUUCAGAGAAUCUCUCUGCUGAAGAUUCAGUUGUGCCACUAAGCAGUGCAUCACCAAAUUCUACAACACAACAAGCAGUAACAACAACUGCUGAAGAAGAUAAAGGAACAGGUGUAGAGGGUGCACCAUCAGUUUCCGGUCAAACAGCAGACAAUAAGGGUAGUUUAUUGUAUGAGACAUCAAGCAAUAGUAUCUGUGUGUCUGAGGAACUAACUGCUGAAAAUUUUACAGUGCCUUUAAGCAGUGUGACACUAAAUUCUACAACACAACAAACCGUAACAGACUUCCAAGAAGAUGAAGGAGCAAGUGUAGAGUGUAUGUCAGCAGUUUCUAGUCAAAGAACAGACAGCAUGCAUAGUUCAUCGUGUGAGGAAUGCAGUGAAUUGAGUGAUGAAACAGGGAGUGCUGAUGAAACAUGUAGUGGUGAGCUACUGGAGAGUGCUGAAGAAACAGACAGUGGUGAUGAAACAGCGAGUGAUGAAGAAACGGGCAGUGAUGAUGAUAUAGACAGUGAUGCAGAUGAAGAAGAUGGUUCUUCCUACAUCAGCUCAGCAAAUGAAGAAAUAGAUAAAGUCUCAGAAAGAGGGUCAGUUAAGGAACUUUUCUCCCCUAUUCUGACAACUAAUACAAUAAUGUAUUAUGAGGGACCUCCAUUGUUCCAUACUUUGGGAACUGUUGGCACUUCCUCAAAAUACAACCAACAAGCAGCAAAAUUUCAAGGAAAAUUUAGAGGAAGAGGACGCGGAGCUCCUAGAGGUACUCGUGGGAGUGCAGCAGCAUAUACCACCAGAUCAGUGGCAUCAACAUCAAGACAAGAAAAUGUCAGUGAAUCUCCACAUUCAAAAGGAAGUAGACAGCGUGGUAGGAGCAAUGAGAAAGGAAUCAGAAGAGGAAAUUUUAAUGGUUCUGUAUAUCAACAUGCAAGAAGGCAAGGUGAUGGAAAUUGUGGCCAACCAAAUACAGUUCUGUUUGGAGGUGGAUUAAUCCAGCCACAUACUAAACAACAACCUAGUGUGAGAGAUGACUAUAAGAACAGAGAGCCUCAUACGGCAGAAGACAAGAAAAACAAAAAGAUAAAACACCCAAAAUCUGUAUCAAAACAGCAAGGAGAUUGUAACGCGGAACACAAGAAGCAAAAACUACCUGAUUCCCAGCAUGGUGUAGGUCAUCACAAAAAAAGACAUGGUGAAAGUCACCAUGGCAAUCAGCGUGUUGAAGGUUACAGUAAUCAAAACAGUGAAGGUCAUCAUGGUAAUCAACAUGGUGGAAGUCAUUAUGGCAAUCGACAUGGCAAAGGGCAUCAUAGUAAUAAAUAUAGUGAAAGUCAUAGCAGUAAUCAAUAUGGGGAAACUCAUAAUGGUAAUCGACAUGGUGAUGGCCAAAGGGGUAAUCAACAUGGUGAAGCUCAUUACGGUAAUCAGUCUGGUGGUCACCAUGGUAAUGGUCAUUAUGCUAAUCGACAAGGGGAAAGUCGGGCUGGUAAGUGGAAUGGUGCAGGCCGUGGUGGUAAGAGCCAUGGGAGAAGUCGAGGAGGUAAGAGUUGAUAAGUUACUGAGUAGAUGGGUUGCUGCUAAGUAUAUCAUAAACAUAAGCUGAGAAUAAAAAGAGGAAUACACUACUGAAUCUACAGCAAACUAGUGUACAGUUGCUGCAACUGUCAAUACAGUAGGCAGCUGUGGUAUAAUGGACUUUGAUUUUAAUAUCUGUACACAAUAAAACAUUUACAUGUACAUUGGAAGAAAGAAUAUAGACAAUGUCUAGUAGGAAACAUCAGAGUGAUGAACAAUGAUAAGCUGCAGUUUUUAUUGUUGCAGAAUUUGUGCUUCAUGCACAAAUGUGUUAGAGGGGAGGACUGAUGCUGCAGAUCUCAGAGUUGAAUACUCCACUGGGAACACUCCUCUGGGUGUAAAGAACAAUGUAAGAAUGUCACCAGAUCCAACUGUGAAUGUGUGUGUUAGUGAUGAUAUAACUACAUUAAGACGGAUAAAUGGAACAUCCAAUUUAUUUUAAUGUGUGGAAACUGCUGUUUCCUGUCGAGGUCAUUCCUGUACAUGAGGCAUGUCAGGUGGUACAAUACUAUGGAUUCCAUGUUAAAAACUUAACAGGUUCUGUAAGCUGUCUCACAGCUGUGAAGAGGGCAAAGUUAUAUGAGCACUAUUGGGUUCAAGCAAGCUUUGAGAUUUAUGGUUGCUGUAAUUUUUGCUUUUCAAACAAGUAUUUUUUCUAAAUAAAACUAAAAAAGAAACUUUUUAUAAAAAAAGCUUCUAAAACACUUUUGUGCAUUCACAGUGUGUAUGUAUGUAAGUGAGAUUAUACAAUGACUGCCUGCUGUGACAUAUGUGCUGAAUAUUUGCUCAGACUGUAGCCAUUUUCACAUGAAACAUUUGUGUUUCAGAAAGGGGACAUGACUGAAAUCUUGGCAUAACAGAAGUGACCCAUCUUAGACAAAUGUACAUUUACUGGUGCCUGACUAGUACCACAUACAUGAGUAUGUAGGAAACAUGCUACUAUAGGACAAAUCAUAAAUGAGAGUAAGUUUUUACCUCUGGAUAUUACUGAAGGAUAGUUUUAUGUAAUGUGCUAGCAAGGAGCAGUUCAUGUUUUGUACUGCUGUAAUUUAGGAUGAUGUUAUUCUGAUAUUAAGUAAACAUGAUUGUGGAAUCUAAAGAUCACAGUGGAACUCUAUAUCUUUCUUUUUUGUUCAUGGGAGGCUUUUGAAACUUUUACCAGCAAUAACACAGUUUUUGGGAUCUGGAAUUCCAUAUGCACUCUCAAGACUGGAUUUAAUUGGUGUACUGAAUGAUUAGUUAUGCGUUGUUGAAAUAUUUGUGUAAAUAUGAUAAGUAGAAUGUCCUGAGGGGAGUAAAGGUAACAACUCACCCUGUAGUUGAGGCAUUGAGCAGUUGAUAGGCACAUAAACAAGAGUGAAAAUGUGACUACAUUCUACAUUGUACUGGCUCUGCAGCUCUGAAGAGGAACAUUAUCCGAACACCUAGCAACAAUUUCAGCAUUUGUAUGUCUCUCAUCCAUGCCUUGUCUACACAUUGAUUUUUGUAUCUUUAAACCUUCCAUGAUAUAUUAGUAUGUUUAGUGUGUUUAAUGUGCUAUUUUUCCAGUAAAUAGCUUACUGCAUUUUUUUAUGUGUCCGUGACCAUUUAUUUUGCUAUGUUUAUUCUAUGGUAUUUAAUUUUCAUUUGUUUACUCAAUUUUGUGUGAUGUGUAAUAGUUUUUUAAUUCUCAUUUUGUUGGCUUA